Suncus etruscus (white-toothed pygmy shrew) is the source of this 1549-nucleotide messenger RNA. RefSeq names its product coiled-coil domain containing 159 (gene CCDC159). Lineage: Eukaryota; Metazoa; Chordata; Mammalia; Eulipotyphla; Soricidae. The record is from RefSeq and is a predicted model, not a curated record. Bases 64 to 1443 code for a protein of 459 amino acids. The transcript is spliced from 11 exons.
CCCGCGGGGUCAUAUUUUAGCGUCACAGCUGGGGGCCGGCUUCGCGGUUCCUCAUGGCAAAACAUGAACAGGUGUGACUCUCUGCUGGCUGGCCUGCCCCAGGACCCCGACUUCUGUGUCCCUCCUCUGCUCUCCAGUUCCUCCCGUUCCAACGCAAGUUUCUCAGUCAACGGAAAGUCUCAGCAGAGCUGGGGUAGUUCCCUGAGAGGUCACUCCGGAUCUGGGGAGCCUGUCGGGGUGGGAGAGGUCCCAGGGGGCUCACAGGAGGCCCCCACCUCUCUGGACACACCCUUGGACAAGAUCUUGGAUUCUGUCAUUGACUGGUCCAAGAGACUAGAAACUGGGGAGCUUCCCGCGGCUGCUCAGAACACAGUGCUCAGCUUAGACUGGCGGCCAUCGUGGGGUUCCAGGCAUCAGGCGAGUGGGACUCCCCCUCUCUUCUUGCCGGAAGCCCAGGAAGAUCUGAACAAGGCAGACGUUUUAAAGAAGGCUCACAGCAUCAAUAAGAAGCCCACAGAUGCUAAUUCUUCCAAGGCCAAAGCUAAGUGCUCCACAAAAAUUCCUGACGCCCAGAAGCUCCUACGGUGUGAACUAGAGUCCCUCAAGUGCCAGCUUCAAGCUCAGACCAAGGCGUUCGAGUUCCUCAAUCACUCGGUCACGCUGCUGGAGAAGGAGAGUUGCCUGCAGCAGAUCAAAAUCCAGCAACUGGAAGAAGUUCUGAGUCCACCGGACCACCCCGAGAAGGACAGCAGCAAGUGGGGGUCUGGGCAGGGCCCCCGGGAGCUGUGUGAGAUCCUGGCUCAAGGGCUGCUGGGUCUGGAGAAAGCACUGCAGGCCAGUGAAGAGGGGCAGAGGGAACGCACCGGGCGCUGCCUGCAACUGCUGGCCCAGGAGAUUCGGGACAGUAAGAAGUUCCUGUGGGAAGAACUGGAGCUGGUUCGAGAGGAAGUGACCUUCAUCUAUCACAAACUGCAGGCCCAGGAGGAAGAGAUCGCUGAGAGCAUGGUCAACAUCCGGAAGAUGCAGCAGACCCAGAUGAAAUGUCGCCAGGUCCUCAGCAGGAUGAAGUAUCAGGGGUGUGAUAUGUCCAACUGGCCCGAGGAGUCGAAGGCAGCGGGAGGCACCAGAUCCUGGAGGAAGGAGCUCCAGAAGGAGCUGGGUGACAUAUGGUCCGCAGUGCACCUGCUGCAGAACUCUAUUGACCAUGCCUCUCUGCCCGUUGGGGGCUGGCCCAGAGCCGUGGGGCUCAGGGGAACCAAGGGGAACCUCUGCCAGAGCCCUCCGCCCCACUCCUGGGACUCCGACUCCGACUCGAACCCUUUCCAGCCGCCAUUCAGCAACAACUACACUUUCUCACUGGGUGUGGAUUCUCCCUUGACCCCCUCGUCCCUCCUGGAGCCCCAUGUUGUGGACUGCUCUAGAUCCCAGCCACCUGCGCCCUGAAGGCUGGGCCUGGGGUCCCCUGCUUUCAAGAUGAGUCCUACCUUCUGAGCAGCUGGAGUGGCCCCCAAGACCUCCUUAGCGAGAAAAUAAAGUAAAUGAGACCCUU